UGUGAGGUGUUUGUGUUUAUGCCUUGUGUUUGUUUUGGGAUUGCAGAAAGGUGGUGACAGUUACUAAGCACAGCUUUUGACCUAUGGAAGGCAAGACAAGGGGUUGUUCUUCAAGUGAAGAUAGUGAUGAUGAGGUCUAUUUGCAAAAUGCAAGUGAGGAUGAGGACCUUCAAUUUUCAUCUGGUUCUAUGCCAAAGUUGCAGUUCAGGAAUGUGAAAUCCAAAAGCACUUGGAAUGAAGAGAUGGGAAUGGCUGAAGUCACUGAGAAGAAUGGGAAAAUGUGGGUAACAACUGGAAUUGUUCGCAACGGCAAGAUUUAUUCUUCAAUUGAGGAGACUUUGUAUCUUAUGGAACUAGGAGCCUUAGAUCUCUUAGAUAAUGGUGGUAGAAGCAUGUCAUUAACAGAAAUAUAUGAAAAGGUAGCUGGCAGGAAGAGUGGAUGUUCUUGGGAGCUGUUUGAGGUUUACAGGCACCUCAAGUCUCUUGGAUUCAUAAUUGGGCGGCAUGGUGCUGCUUGGAGUUUGAAGAGUAUUAGAAGUUCUGAUAAAUCUGUCACUCUUGAAGUCACAGAAGAAAGAAAACAAGUAGUAGACAUGGGUUCUGAAGUUGAGCUUUCCAUCAAAAAUUUUUUUGGUCAGUUGCAGAUUAAUGAAAUGAGGCCAGAUUUUGAUGUUUAUCUUCCAAACAGCAGGUUUAGAAAAUCUUCUCCAGGUGAUCCAAGUUUUCUACUGCACUUGUCUAGGGGUCAUCCACCAUCUAGGGCAGAAAUUCAAGCCCUUCAGAGACAAUGUGGUAACAUUCCUUUGAAAAUCUGCCUGGUCGCAGAGGGAAGGGUCAGCUUCUUUUCCUUUGACAAGGUGGAGGUUCCUGUUCUCCCCUGAAAUAUUGGUGACAAUCCUUCAUUUCCACUCUGGGACUUGGGGGAAAAAGAAACUAAGGAUUGUAACUUGAGAAUUGGAUGUUGUAGCUUGUAGGAUCCAAUGAUGUUGUGAGAAAGCUGCAGAAGCUGUGGUUAAGAUGACCUUGUCCAGCAAAGGGCCGUGGUGAUAACAUCUGAAGCUUGACUUUGGUCAAAUUGAUCAUGAUUCUGAUGCAGCAGCAUGUCAUUGUUGACCAUAACCAGAAGCUGAAGGCAAUGAUGUAGCAAUACAUGCUGGGUUAGUGUUAUAGACA
This is a messenger RNA of Abrus precatorius (Indian licorice), 1173 nucleotides long. Its product is annotated as tRNA-splicing endonuclease subunit Sen54. The record is from RefSeq and is a predicted model, not a curated record. NCBI's taxonomy places the organism in Eukaryota, Viridiplantae, Streptophyta, Magnoliopsida, Fabales, Fabaceae. The transcript has 5 exons. Gene Ontology annotation, cellular component: tRNA-intron endonuclease complex. Bases 84 to 881 code for a protein of 265 amino acids. Gene Ontology annotation, biological process: tRNA-type intron splice site recognition and cleavage.